Molecule: messenger RNA, 3601 nt
Organism: Micropterus dolomieu (smallmouth bass)
Lineage: Eukaryota; Metazoa; Chordata; Actinopteri; Centrarchiformes; Centrarchidae
Product: solute carrier family 22 member 13
Exons: 10
Coding region: 545-2329 (594 amino acids)
Biological process (GO): transmembrane transport
Cellular component (GO): membrane
Molecular function (GO): transmembrane transporter activity
Source: RefSeq, a predicted model, not a curated record
CCUUCACCUCCCCAAAUGUAAUGAUUUCCGUGAAGAAAAAGCGCUCCCAGGUUCACACCGCGUCAGUGCUGUGAGUCUAGCAGUGGAGCGUCUUUUGUAAGAGUUUGUGAAGAGGCUAUUCCCUGUAAGUAACGGAUCGGCAACAUCACACCGUACGCGCCAUUAAUGUGCGUGGGAUUCUCCAGAUUCUGCAGCGUGAGAAAAACAGCAGGAGCGUCAAAACAUCAUCGGCAGUUUGUUGGUCGCAUGACCCCUUUUCACUUUUUCUUUCACUUCCUAAUAUUGUAGCCUGAACAUUGGAUUCAAGGAGGGCAGUUUUGCAUUUAGUUUUUCGUGCAUUACGCUGAUGCAGUAGUUGCUUGUCUGAUACACAUUCGGAGCAUUUCAACGACCUGUGUGAACCACUCAAUUGUCAGAGAGAAUAGAUGCCGCCGCUUGCAGUAAGGUGACACGUGUCCAAUCAGUUGUUUUCCUCAGGAGAUUUCAGGACUGCUAAAGAUGGGACUUGUUGGGUAGACUACAUCUGGACUGUCAACGGUAGCACAUGUUUGAUUUCCCUUGUUUACCUCCUGAGCAACACACCACAGCUCCCCACGGCCUCUCUGAUUUAUUGUCUGGUGGGUGUUUAGAGCCAGCCCUGCGCCUCCUCCCUCCACUGGCUGAUCUACUGGAAGAGAGCCAAUCUUCAAAUUGGCCAAUAUUUCCCAACAUGAAUUUCGACCAGAUCCUCUCUGCCGUCGGAGGCUUCGGGAAAUAUCAGAAAAUAUUGUACAUAUGGAUCUGUUUACCCCAGAUCCUCCUCGCCUUCCACAUGAUGGUGAGUAUCUUUACCGGAGCCACGCCGCCCCAUCACUGCCGGAAGAGCCCGAGCUCAGAAGCCGAGAAUAAGUCCUCCUUCCCCGGUACACUCAGCCUGAAUUACAGCCUCUCGGAUUCCUCCUGCUUCUCUUCCGAUGUUCUGCUGCAUGGCAACCGGACUGAGCGCGUCCCAUGUGGUCACGGAUGGGUGUACAGCAAGGAAACUUUCCAGAGUACAACAGUCAGCGAGUGGGACCUGGUGUGCGACAAAGCUGGACUCAACAGUCUCAGUUCGUCUAUCUACAUGUUUGGCCUGUUGGUGGGAUCGGUCGUGUUUGGAGCCAUGGCCGACAGGUACGGCCGACGUUUCAUCCUGCUGCUUUCCAUCGCUCUUCAGACUGUGUUUGGAGUCGCUGUGGCCUUUGCACCCAACUUCCACGUCUAUGUGAUUCUUCGUUUUGUAGUUGGCACCACGAUAUCUGGAGUGAUCAUCAAUGCCUUUGUACUUGGCACUGAGUGGACAUGCACAAAGAGGCGCAUGCUAGCUGGUAUCAUCACCGACUACGCAUUUGGUCUGGGCUACAUGCUGCUAGCAGGCGUAGCAUACUUGAUACGAGACUGGAGAAAGUUGCAACUGGCUAUAUCAGCCCCAGGCUUCCUGCUCAUCUUCUAUAUAUGGGUGCUGCCUCACUCCGCCAGAUGGUUGCUGGCCAAUGACAGGAGGGAGGAAGCCAUCGCACUCCUCCGCAAGGCGGCACUUGUUAACGGCCGUGUGUUACCUCCCACUGUACAGGUUGAGAAGAUUUUAGUUGGAGGGAAGCAAAGUCAUUCAGCAGUGGAUCUCGUACGAACACCUCAGAUGAGGAAAAGGGCUAUCAUCUUGUUCUACAUCUGGUUUGUGAAUGUGCUGGUGUAUUACGGCCUCUCACUGGGUGUGUCCAGGUUGGGGACAAACCUCUACUUGACACAGUUUGUGUUUGGGUUGGUUGAGAUCCCGGCUCGUUCUCUCGUCCUGCUUGUCCUGCCCUGCAGUCGCCGACUCUCCCAAAGCGGAUUUCUGGCUGUUGGAGGGCUCGCCUGUCUGCUGAUGCUUGCUGUCCCUGCAGAUUAUCCCAAUUUCCUGACGGGUCUUGCCAUGGUAGGGAAGUUCGGAAUAACAGCUUCCUUUGCUGUAAUCUAUGUGUACACUGCUGAGAUAUUCCCCACGGUGCUUCGGCAAACCGGAAUAGGUGUAUCCUGUAUGUUUGCGAGGAUGGGCGGUGUGUUAGCACCCACGAUUAACAUGCUUGAUAACGACAGCCCCACUACACCUCUGGUCAUCUUCGGCACCUGCCCGCUGGUGGGUGCUGUCCUGGCCCUGGCACUGCCCGAAACCGCUGACAGACCUCUUCCUGACACAGUGGAGGAGGCAGAAAACUGGGAUAUGAGGUUGCCUCCCAACAAGGAGAAACCUGAGAUGUCUGAGGAUAUCAGCCAAUCAGCCAGCAGCACAGAGGAGCAGGAGCUACGACAUCUUGCGAGCCAGGCCUAACUGUGUGUAAAAGGAUGCACACAUUACAUUAUUCACAUAUUAUAGAGCCUCAACGUUGUUACCAGAUACAGUACUUAACAUAACAUCCUCUAUGCAAUUACAUGUCUGAAUCUGAUUAAGAGCUCUAUGCAAGAAAGCAUUUUACCCACCAAACUAGCAUUCAUACACACACAAAGCAGGUAUUCAUAUAUGGUGAAACGACAAAUCAAUAGCCUACUGUUUUACCAGAUGCAGGUAAAGAGUCAGGAAUAAAUAGUUGUCCUUUGCAAUCUGUGCAUUUCUCAUGUGUUUACAUAUCUAUUGCAAUGUUGAGAAGUGAACUGGUAUAAUAUUUAAGACAAAAAAAAAACAGUCCCACAAAAGACUUUGCAGACAUAGAUUUCAUACUUGUAUUUCUAAAUCUACAGGAAUCAGCUCAGAGCUCAACUUUCUAAACAUGUGCAGAAGAAGACUUUAGCAGACUGCCGCUUCCUCUAAUGCAGUACACAUAGUUCCAUUGUGCUACUAUUGUUACAACUAGUAAAAGCACGUGAAUAUUUUUGUAGUGCACCAAGUGUACCAUUUCUGUGGACUGUUUGUGGAAGAUCUUUGUUGUAUCUUUAUGCUGUAAUGAACAAGCAACUGCCUCAUUUUCUAUGUUCUCAUUCUCAAAGAGAAGCAAAACUAGUCCAGUGACAUUGCAUGUAGUCUGUUUUAUUAUCAUAUUAUCUAAUGUAGCGUCAUGUUUGACUACAGUAAUGUAAUUAAUUUGUAGUUUUGUAUGGAAAGUGACUGAUCAGCAUGUAAAGAGAUAUUUCAUAUCAGCACUGUUUGACUUGAAUCUGUGAAAUAUCAAGAACAUAUUACAAGUUUUAAAGGGCUAUUAUGGUGUAUAAAAAUUAGUGCUACAUAAAAAAAAAAUAAAAAAAAAAUAUAAAGACAUGGAUCAGAAGCACAGGUCAUGUAAUGUAUGUUACUCAAGCAAAAGAAGUUAGAGUCUACAAAAUCUAUUAUUCCUAUUGCAAAGAAAUGUGAGGCUAGUAUAUUUUGAAAGCCUAAAAUGUGUGGAAGGGAUAACCAGUUAUUCCACUGCAUGAAUUUAGAAAGCAUGCCAGUAGGUUAGAUCAAUCAGAGAUGUCACAGAAACCAAAUAUUGGAAAACAUUCCAUUGUUUUAUUGCAUUGAUUCCAGUCCAUUUGAAUGCAACAAAUUAUAAAGUGAAAUGUACUUUGUGCAGCUAAAACAAAGGCACUGUAGCUUUGUGCCUCCAGCAAUAAACUUGUCAAAACCAUG